Molecule: messenger RNA, 582 nt
Organism: Lacerta agilis (Sand lizard)
Lineage: Eukaryota; Metazoa; Chordata; Lepidosauria; Squamata; Lacertidae
Gene: RBP7
Product: retinol binding protein 7
Exons: 4
Coding region: 81-485 (134 amino acids)
Biological process (GO): fatty acid transport
Cellular component (GO): nucleus; cytosol
Molecular function (GO): fatty acid binding
Source: RefSeq, a predicted model, not a curated record
AUCUAGAGAGAGAGGUGGGUCUGCAGAGGUCCAGUUAGCUUUGGUGUUAUACAUAUUAGGUUUGCUUGUCUACUUCAGCCAUGCCUGUUGAUUUCAGUGGCACCUGGAACCUUGUCAGCAGCGAGAACUUUGAAGGCUACAUGGUGGCCUUAGGUAUUGAUUUUGCCACUCGCAAGAUAGCCAAAAUGCUGAAGCCUCAGAAGGUCUUCAAACAAGAUGGGGACUCCUUUUCCAUCAGCACAACCAGCACUUUCCGCAGCUAUUUAGUCGAGUUCAGGAUUGGAGAGGAGUUUGAAGAAGACAACAAAGGCUUGGACAAUAGAAAAUGCAAGAGUGUGGUUAACUGGGACGGCGACAAGAUUGUUUGUGUCCAGACUGGAGAGAAGAACAACAGAGGCUGGACCCACUGGAUUGAAGGAGAUGACCUGAUCCUGGAACUCCGGUGUGAAGACCAAGUAAGCAGGCAGGUUUUCAAGCGAGCGUGAAGCUGGUUCCUGCGAUACCCCCCAAAUGACAACAGCGCAGAGAACCACGUACAGGAGUGUUCGUGCAUAGCGGCACUUCAGACAUGGAGUGCUAACU